Daucus carota subsp. sativus is the source of this 2014-nucleotide messenger RNA. RefSeq lists its product as uncharacterized. Gene Ontology annotation, cellular component: outer membrane. The coding region runs from base 211 to 1752 and encodes 513 amino acids. The record is from RefSeq and is a predicted model, not a curated record. NCBI's taxonomy places the organism in Eukaryota, Viridiplantae, Streptophyta, Magnoliopsida, Apiales, Apiaceae. The transcript is spliced from 4 exons.
GGCGAGUUGAUAGAUAUUUCAAACACUUAAUAAAAGUGAUAAAAACCCGAAGCUUGAGGAAAAAUCAAAAAGAUUUUAACAUCCUAAUCUUCUGGGUAAUUUCUUGAGAAUUAAGACACACUGUUAUAUAAACCCCUAAUCCUACGCCGUCGUAUAACCUCUCUCCCCGCUCCUCGCCGUCGUUCGCUGUCACGCUAAACCCUAACACCAAUGUCUCGCUCUGGCGAAGAUCCCGACCACAAUCAAACCCCUACCUCCGACGAUAUCGUCGACGACGGCGAUGACUACGAAGAAGAAGAAGAAGAGGUCUCCGAAGAGUCAGAGCUCCGCGAACAAAAGGCGAGGAUGGAGCAUCUCUUCCACCGCAUCUCCAACGAUACGGUGCCGUUGCGAGUUCACGACGUGCUAAUCAAAGGCAACAUCAAGACGAAGGAGGCGCUGAUUGAAGCUGAGAUUCAGAGCUUAAGAGAGGCGAGUUCGGUGCAGGAGCUUCUCAAGGCGGCGAGUAUUGCGAAUGCCAGGCUACAGAGGCUGGAUAUUUUUGAAUCGGUUAAUAUUACGCUUGAUUCUGGACCAGCGGAGUUGCCUGGGACUACGAAUGUAAUUGUGGAAGUUGUUGAGUAUAAGAACCCGCUUUCUGGCGAUAUCGGAGUUUUUAGCAGGCCUGAGGCUAGAACCUGGUCACUAGAAGGAGCACUCAAGUUGAAAAAUUUGUUUGGGUAUGGAGAUCUAUGGGAUGGUUCUUUAGUUUAUGGUUGGGAACAAAUGUCGGAGGUUAGCGCUGGUGUAUAUUUACCCAGAUUUAGAGGAUUUCCUACUCCUGUAACUAUUCGAGCAUCCCUUUCUUCACAAGAUUGGUUGAAGUUCUCUUCUUUUAAAGAGAAAUUGGCGGGAGUGUCUCUCGGCCUCCUAUCAACCAAGAAUCAUGACUUGGCAUAUAAUUUAUCUUGGCGUACACUGACAGAUCCAUCACAAAGGGCAUCUAGGCCAGUGAGAAGGCAGCUUGGCCAUAAUUUGAACUCUGCACUGAAGUAUACAUAUAAAAUUGACAAGAGGAAUUCUCCUCUUAGACCAACAAAAGGAUACGCUUUUGUUUCUACAACACAGAUAGGUGGCCUUUCACCUGAUAGUCGGUGUCUACGCUUUCUUCGCCAGGAACUUGAUCUUAGAUGUGCUUUUCCCCUGGGCUUUUAUAAUGCUGCACUCAACUUUGGGGUUGGUGUUGGUGUACUUUUUCCAUGGGGGAGUGGAUUCCGGAGUAAACCAUCUUCUUUGCUUGAUAGAUUCUACUUGGGUGGCAAUUUUUCUCCUGUUUGCACAUUGGGAGGACCGACGUCUGUAUUGGGUUUUAAAACACGGGGGCUGGGCCCUACUGAACUGAGAAGGAAAGUGAAUGAUGAUAGUGAGAGUUCUGACAGUCAUCCUGGUACUGAUUUUCUUGGAGGUGACCUUGCAGUUACCGCAUUUGCAGACCUUUCUUUUGACUUGCCGUUGAGGGUGUUAAGAGAAGCAGGCAUCCAUGGACAUAUUUUUGCUUCUGCUGGGAGCCUCAAUAAAUUAUCAGAAAAUGAAUACAGAAAUUUGUCUUACCAGAAAUUUCGUGAAUCACUGAGAAGCUCCAUAGGAUGCGGAGUGAUCAUACCUACCAAACUUUUCCGUAUGGAGGUUAACUAUUGCCAUAUAGUGUCACAGCAAGCAACCGACCAAGGAAAGACUGGUGUGCAGUUCAGCUUUUCUCCACCGAGCACUUGAGAGAGUUGCUAUAAAUUUUUUGAGGCCCAGAACCCCAUUUUUUUUUUGUCAUAAAGGCCCAACGCAUUUAGCUGGCUGAAAUUUAUGAGAUUUUCGUUCUCCAUGAAUCAUUAUUAACAUUUGGGCCUUUGAUAUUUUGUUAUCUAAAAAUCUAGACAACUUAUCCUAAAUGCCUGGCGUAGUCACUGGUACCAAUAAAUUGUGCAACUAAUUCAGUUUUACAGCAGUUUCUUAUUAUUAGCAAUUUCAAAACUUUGACUGA